AUGCCGGGCCAUCACGGCGGACAACACCAUGGCUUGCACUUGGGUGAGCUCAUCAACGAGCUAAUUUCCUCCAUUGCACCUUUCUCGGGUCUGAUCUUGACCGUCACCUGCUGCGUCAUUGCUCUUAUCCGACUUUACAUUCUCGACCCUUUUAUUCCGAAAAUCUACUCUCGUGCGGCCCUCCGCGAUGUUUCAAAUGCACAAAUGCGCAGCUUCACGAAUCACCAUGUUGCAGCCGGCACCAAAAUUUUACUUGUCAUUCUGUGCGGUUAUCCUCUUCUCGCGAUCAUCUGUGGCAACGCGACGCCACAUACCCCCUAUGCCAAGGGUUCCUCCGUUACUCUUGGAGACAUGAUGAUUGUCUCCUCACAAAUAUUUACUGGCAUGUACAUCUUCGAACUCUUCUUCCGCGAGAAGGUCUCCGUCAUUAGUUGCGCCCAUCAUAUUGGUGCCAUUGUUAUUGCCCAAGCUGCGAUUGCAAUGAGCAUCAACUUCGGUCACGAAAGAGACGCAGUUUAUGAGUUUAUUCUGUGCUUUAUCUGGGGUGCAUUCGAUGUUAUUGCCGAGCUUUGGCCUCAUUUGGCCAUGAUUCUCUACCGAGUCCACCACGACAACCAUGCGCUACUGUCCAGAAUCUUCUACGCAACCGCGAUUUUGGAAGUUGUAGGAACUGUGACUGAAACCAUCAUUGUCAUGUUUCUCUUCGGCUCCCUCUGGGACAAGUGGUCUCUUUCUCUCAAAGUCACGACGCCCUUUCUACACACAUUGUUCUCAGCGGCGCAACUUUGGGGUGUCUGGAUUUUCUAUAAAAUGGGCAAGGACCAACAAAGAAAACUUAGGAAGAGCGAGGAGAUGCGUCCCUCCUCAGGCGACACUGCCGCCGAGACCGUGUAA
This is a messenger RNA of Akanthomyces muscarius, 894 nucleotides long. RefSeq lists its product as uncharacterized. The transcript is spliced from 2 exons. Lineage: Eukaryota; Fungi; Ascomycota; Sordariomycetes; Hypocreales; Cordycipitaceae. The record is from RefSeq and is a predicted model, not a curated record. Bases 1 to 894 code for a protein of 297 amino acids.